AUGAGCGUGUUGGCAAGAUCAAGAACAGACUCCAGUCAAGUGGAAACCUAUCAAACAAAACGCAGCGAUGUCGUUGGUACCGCGACUAUUCCGCUUGGAUACAAAUUACGUCAACAGAUUGUUGGUGCAAAGUAUCCCGAACUCAAGACAAACCAGCUUCGCUUGCAAGGAGGCAGUCGAAAUAACGCUAUAACACGACCUCAACAUCCCCAAUUAGGUGAUAGGAUACUUAAUACUCAAGUAUACGAUUCAGUGAUACCCACAGAUCGAAGAUUUUAUUCAAAUGCGCUUUUGUGUGACGACAAAAAGCUCGAGUAUUCACGGAAUUCAUUGACGUUGAAGGAGAGAACUGAUAAAACUAUUAGAAGAAAUCAAAUACGUGAUUGCAUUCAAAAAAAUACAUCAGCAAACGAGGAAGACAUCAAUAUUCGCCGUGCAAAGCUUCGCAACAUGAUUUCAUCAGAGGAAGCCUUAUUGUCAAGAGAGCUCGUCAAUCUAGAUCACAAACGCAAAGACACUCGAGCUGAAGAAGCUGCCAAGCAGGAUGAGUUACAUCGUAUGCGAGAAGAAGAAGAGCGGCGCCAUCUAGUAACGUCAAAACGACAGCAACAGUACUUUGAAAACAGCCCGGAGGCUCGGGACAAAAUGUCGCGGGAAAUAGCUCGCGGGGUAAAAUUCGCGAACUUGGCUCAGAUAUUGGAAAAAAAUUCACGGCAUCGUGAAGAGAAACAAUUGGAUCAACUGUGGCACGAAAUAAUGUCUAAGGAAGCGGCAGCACAGAAACAACACGAAAAUAAUUUAUUAGCGAAACGCAGAGCGCGGGAAAAAGAAACAGGUUCCAUUUUGUCGCAACAGAUGGCCGCACGAUCAUCAACUGAAGAAGAAUUGCGUCGCCAACGCGAAGAAGAGCGUCAGGAAUUAGAGAAUCUGUGGGCGCAAGUGAGGGAAGAAGAGGUACGUAAUUUAGAAGCUGAAAAACUUAAACGAGAGAAAUUUAAACGAGAUCUUGAGGAACAAUUGACGGAAGCGCGAAAGCAGUUUGCUGAUAAAAUGAAACAGGAGAAAGAAAUAAGUUCCUAUAUGAAGUAUUUGGAAGAACUGAAGGCUGAACAGGCGAAAAGAAAAGAAGAAGUUGAAGCGAUAAUCGAACAAUCAGCGAGGGAUAUUGAGGCGAGGCGUGAUUUAGCACGUAAACAGUAUCAAGAACAUCAGGCGAGAUUGAGACAUGAAAUUAUUAGAGCUAGAGAUGAUCAGCUCAAGGCCAAACGUGAUUUGGAAGCUAAACAACGGAGAAAAGUUAAAGAAGAGCGGGAGGUCUGUCGUAAAGAUGCUCAACUUGCGGCGGCUGCUUCCGUCGAAGACGUUUAUAAGAAAAAGGAAAUGGCACGACGGUACCGACAGGAACUGCAAGCUCAGCUUGAACUACAGGAGAUUAAUAAACGCCGCGAUGCUAUAGAGGAUAUGGAAAAAUAUCAACGAGCUUUAAAAGAACAGGAUGAGUAUGAGAAGUUUAAGGACGAGGUUGUAAAGAAGCCUGAUUUUAUUCCAAUUGAUGCUUUCAAGUUUAUGAUGAAGGAAUGCGCUGCUAGACAAGAUAGUAAACAGAAAAAUUUUUAG
Messenger RNA from Microplitis demolitor, 1617 nucleotides. Its product is annotated as trichohyalin-like. The coding region runs from base 1 to 1617 and encodes 538 amino acids. The transcript has 3 exons. Lineage: Eukaryota; Metazoa; Arthropoda; Insecta; Hymenoptera; Braconidae. The record is from RefSeq and is a predicted model, not a curated record.